AUGUCAAACCUUGUUUUCCUCUUGAUGUCUGUUUCAGUUGCUGCAGCCCACGCAGUUGCCGAAGAAAGAAGAAACCAAAGUGGCAGCGCUGCUGUUCUAGCCCACCCCUCAAAUAUAAAGUCAUCAACUAAGCCAGUGAUAGAUGCCUCGGUUCUGAGAUCUGAUGAAAGGCAAAGACUGGCAAGAGAACGCAGAGAAGAGCGAGAAAGACAAUAUGCUUUUAAAGAAACACAGUUACUUGAGAAAGAGAAAAAGGCAAGACUCCAGUAUGAAAAACAGCUAGAAGAAAGACAGAGAAAGAUAAAAGAACAGAAGCUGAAAGAGCAGCAACGACGAGCAGCAGUAGAAGAGAAAAGACGGCAAAAGUUAGACGAAGAAAAGGAACAUUAUGAGGCAAUGGUUAACCGUACUUUGGAACGUAGCAACCGGCUGGAACAGCGACAGAAGAGAUGGUCAUGGGGAGGCUCUGUAACACCAGAUUCAGACAGCAAAUCUGGUCUGUCGAGUGCUUCCCCACCCAAUCCCGUAGAUUUAGUUGACAAACUCCCUUCUUCCACAGAGCCACAGACUGCAGAAGAAGGUGGAUCCAGUGGCAACAGAUAUGCUUCAUUUCCAACGAAUCUCAAACAAACAGAUUCCGUUAUCAAUAAAUGUUUAUCUUCAUCUUCAGCAACUCUUCCAAGUUCUGACAAGACUGCCUCCAGUACUAUCAGCUGCCCAGCGCAGGCCCCGAGAAUGCCCAUGCGAAGCCGAAGCAUUGACAGACCGAAGACUUCCGUGGUAGCUGUUUCAACAAAUGCUACAGGUUUUAUACAGAAGUCAGAGGUGGACAAGUAUGUGUCAACUCAUACUGCAAGGCGAGCUCCAUCACCAUCUUUAUCAGCCCGUAAGAGAUCACCUUCCCCUGCUAAUGUUAAGCAUCCUCCAUCUCCCUCUACAUCAAACAGACCAACUCAAGGAAGUCGCCCACCUUCACCUGUUUCAGCAAAACAGCAGCAAUCAUCUCCCACCUGUGUUUUAAAACCAGCUCUUAAACCUAUUCAACGCCCCUUGAUCACACCAACUGUUAUAAAUAUUACCAAAAAGAGUAGAAUACCUGAAACAGAUAGAAAACCAAAAGAUACAUGUGAAGAAAAUAGAAAACAUGAACAGCGAACAUCACCAGCUUCAGAGAAAGAAAGAGUAGCAUCUGCUGGAAAGACCAAAGAAGAGCCCAGUAGUAAAACGGGAGCAGGGUCCACAUGGGCUGAAAAACCUGCUAAAAUUUUGGUGGAAAAACUACAGCUUGCUCGAGAACUAAGAGAGCGAGAAGAAUGGGAAAGAUGUCAAAAAGAGGAGGAAAGGAAAGUAAAAGAGAAUAUUGAAAAGAAAGCCACUGAAGACGAGGAAAAAAGGGAAGCCAAGUUCUCUCAACUUGAGGAAACAAGGUCACUGGAAGAACAGCAGCGGAAGACAGAAGAGGGCAGGGCCCAAGAACAGGAGCGUCUGGCUGAACUCCAGCAGCAGAAGGAGGAAGCUGAGGCCAAAGCCCAGGAGGAAGCUGAAAGGCAGAGGCGAGAGCGGGAAAGGAUCAUGGAGCAGAGUAUUCAGGAACGUCUGGAGAGGAAAAAGAGAAUUGAAGAGAUUAUGAAAAGAACCAGAAAAGUGGAGCUGAAUUCUGAGCAGAGUGAAGAGAAGUCUAAGAAUGCUGCUGUUGACGAGGACGCCGCCCAUGAGGGAGAUGAAGGACGUUUCGAAACAGCGGACGCCGCUCAUGAGGGAGAUGAAGGACGUUUCGAAACAGCGGACCCACCAGCCACUGUCACUGAGAUUGACUCGUCUGAGAAUGACAAGACCUCAGAAGGGCUUAGUGCUGAGACGUUUCCUAAACUGGCUUAUACAGAACAAGCUGAAGCUGCAGCCCAAGAUGAGGUUGAAGGACUCGUCACCGAUGGUGAUGAGAUGGCCACAGAGCCAGAAAAUAGAGAUUGUUUGCCUGUGACUCUGGCAACAGACCCUAGGCUUUCUGCCAAAGACAUGAUUACUCCAAACUUACAAACUAUGGAUGCUGGUGAAACUGACAACUCCUCAAACCUGAAUGGAAAAUCUAGUACAUGGACUUGCAAGGAGAUCAUUGAGCUUGGAAUUCAUGCCAAAUCCAUCAAAUUUAAUUCCAGUAACACUCCUUCCGAAAGCUGUACUCAGAACUCAAGUGAUGCUGCUACGUUUGUUCCAGGUCCCAAGUUAGACUUUGAGGAAGACGCAGUGAUGAAUUCCAUGGCUUCAUCCGAAGGGAGCAAUUCAGAUUUCUAAACACUCCGAUCCUGGAAGUCACUGGAUUCCAUCUAAAGAUCUUUCUUCAGGACGCUGCUUCUUGCCUUUACGCCAGUUCAACCAUGUUAAAAUCAAACUCCCAAGAGAGGGGAUGCUUCUCCACCUGCACCUUGAGGACUUUCAGGGAGUUAUCUAGGUCCUUCUUUGUUACAAUGUGACGGGAUUUCCUGGCAAAGUGUUACUUCUGUUUCCUUUAAUAAUUUCAUUUAAGCUGUCUCUUGCUUGUUGCUUGUUUUAUUUUUCCUUUGACGUAUGCAAAGUGGUGAGGAAGCAUCCAAACUGACUUACAAACCGACUGGUAAACAUUUUAUUUUAGAAGGAAAGAAUUUGCUUCCAGCCUAUUUAAAACCCCUAAAUAACAUUCAUCCCUUUACUGUUAGACUCUCAAAGAUUCAGUAUUAGGAAAGAGCUUACUAGAUCUCUCAGAUGACCCAAGACUGCUCUCAGGAGCAUUGUCACGUUGUGUUUAAUGCAGACAUUUUGGUGGUUUCAUAGUUCUGCAUAUUGUAUUUUACCAUAAUUUAUAUACCUUUACUUUCAGGAAAAUAGUUUAAAUUGCAGUCUGUACACACACACACACACUCACUCACUCACUUACACACUCACACAUUCACACACUCUCUACUACAUUCUGAAAUAUGAGGCCUGGGGAAAUUUUUGUCCUAGUGUGGUUACAGUUUGUCAUGGUUUUUUAACUUUUUCCUUUCAGAUUGCAUAUUUAUGUCUUUACGGACAUGUAAGUGUUAUUUUCACAUAUGUAAAACAGUAUCAUGGCCAUUGCCUUGUGGCAUUGGCUUGCUGAUUCACAAUGGUCUUAGAGUAUCUUUUUUUUUCUUAUGUAUGUGCUAUAUUCGCUUACCUAUUAAAGGCUGCAGUAAGUGCUAUUUAACCAAAA
Vombatus ursinus (common wombat) is the source of this 3208-nucleotide messenger RNA. Its product is annotated as ensconsin-like. The record is from RefSeq and is a predicted model, not a curated record. Bases 1 to 2292 code for a protein of 763 amino acids. Gene Ontology annotation, biological process: microtubule cytoskeleton organization. Gene Ontology annotation, cellular component: microtubule cytoskeleton. Lineage: Eukaryota; Metazoa; Chordata; Mammalia; Diprotodontia; Vombatidae. The transcript is spliced from 17 exons.